Molecule: messenger RNA, 886 nt
Organism: Tetranychus urticae (two-spotted spider mite)
Lineage: Eukaryota; Metazoa; Arthropoda; Arachnida; Trombidiformes; Tetranychidae
Product: pfs47 receptor-like
Source: RefSeq, a predicted model, not a curated record
UACUGGCUCAGAAUUGACUUUACAUGGUAACUUUACUUGAACACUUAUCAUGAAUGUUUUAUCCGUUUAUUCAUUUCUGUACCAAGUUAUGGUUUAUUGGUUGCUCUUCAUUAAAUUUAGAAGCUAAGAGCUGCUAAAAGUGUUUAGUUUUUAUAAGUCUGUUUUUAAAACCAAAAUGUUGUCCCGAACUCUUAUUGGCAUUGGUUUUGCUGCUUUACUAGGAGUUACCAUUACAAUUUGCGUUUUAGUUCCUAUUCUCAAAAGAUCAUCAUCUUGGUCAUUCAAUGAAGAUGAAAGUGAACCAGAAUGGGUUGCAUUCAAAGACAACGUUUCUCUUUCCAAUGCAUACGUAGCUGGUUACCAAACGAAUGACGAUCCCGUUUUGAUCUGUCGAGCAGAUUAUGAACACUAUGCAGGAGUUUAUAUUGGCAUAUUUCCAGGAACUCUUGACCCAAGGAAAAGCGUUUGUUUAAUCUCUUACGGAGGCAAUUCUUAUGAAAUGGAAACCUUUGAAUUUUUAGAAGCCAAAGAUGAAUCGAAGCUAACCUGGGUGACAUCUUCAAAAGGUGAUUUACCAAUGGGAACUUUAAUUGCUGGUUCAUCAGAUGUAACCGACGAACUUCCCAUUGCUAAAUUUUAUCACAAAAAUCAGAUUUUGAUUGGUAAAGUUGAGGCAAGAGAUGAACUUGCUUAUGCUUCAUAUGAUGAUACAGAAGUUGAAGCCAUUGAAUAUGAAGUUCUCUGUUUGACCGACUUUAGUUUGAAAAAGUAGAAAAAAUUGCCAAAUUUACAUUUCAAUUAAAGCAUUACAUUUCUGUAAGUUUUUUCAUCAAUAAAUAAUUAUGUCACUAACGAAGCAAGGCUCGUACAGGACUAAAUCAAGGUU